Nomia melanderi (Alkali bee) is the source of this 3421-nucleotide messenger RNA. RefSeq names its product NTF2-related export protein 1 (gene Nxt1). The record is from RefSeq and is a predicted model, not a curated record. Lineage: Eukaryota; Metazoa; Arthropoda; Insecta; Hymenoptera; Halictidae. Gene Ontology annotation, biological process: nucleocytoplasmic transport.
AUUCUUGUAAAACAAAGGUGUCUAACCUACUCCCCUCGUGCUAGUAAUUCGGAACAACGUUCUUCCACUACCUUUACUCAAGGAGCUCCCCAAGUUGUCAUCUGAGCAGUUUCUAUGUACCUGUAUUCAACAAACAAGUGAAAAUAAAUAUGGAGGGGGUAACUUUUCGUGAGGGGAAUGUUACUAGAGCGCCCGCGGGCACCAAUUUGGAAACUCUUGUUGUAACAUGUUUUAUAAAUUUGAAGAAUGAAUUUUAAAUUUUCAGUAAUAAAUAUUUUUAUAAAGUAUUUAUUUUAUUAAGUUUAAAACUUGUAUAAUUAUUGAUAGUACACUUAUUUUAAUUUCUUUAAAAAAAAACAUUUGAUUUGUUUAAUUAUUGUCUAAGUACUUAAGUAUGUAGUUUUUAAUCGACAAUUUAUAAAACUUGCCGUCAAUAUACAUGUGAUUUCAAAAUUUUGUACAGAUUUUCAUGUUUUGUAGAAUUUCUAUAGUCGUGCAGAAUAUAACCACACAUGAAUAAAUAUUUAUUAUUAUUUGUUAUCCUACUGCAUAAUGUAAAAGAAAAUUAACAAUACUUCGCUUUAAAUUUUUAAUGCUUUCAAUGUGGAAAAACAUUCAUAAUAAUAUUUUUAAUUUAUUAUAUAUUCGAAAAAGAAAGGUUAAUGCAGUCAUAACAGGUACGCUUCUUCAGUGAAAAAAUGUAAUAUUCUUGUAACUUUAUUAAAAGAGGUUAUGUUUUCAAUUUUUGUAACAACACACUAAACAAAACAUUGAACUUCUAUAGAAGUGGUUUAAUUAAUAGUUAUGAAAUAUGGAACAGAGUAAGAUUGAUCAAGCUUGUCGAACAGCUGAGGAAUUUACAAAGCUUUAUUAUGAAAGUUUAGACAAACGUAGAUAUCUGAUAUCAAGGUUAUAUCUGGAUACUGCAACUUUAAUUUGGAAUGGAAAUGGUAUUGAUGGCAAAGAUAAUAUACAAAAAUUUUGGACAGAUUUGCCACCUUCUGAUCAUAAUGUAUUUACGUUAGAUGCUCAGCCAAUAACAGGUCCUGAAGUGGCAAAUCAGCUGACAUUCCUUGUAAAGGUUGGUGGACAAGUAAAAUACGAUGAUAAGACAUCAAAACCAUUCAAUCAAAGCUUUCUUAUAACAGCAAUGGGAGAUAAGUGGAAAAUUGUAAGUGACUGUUUUCGAGUGCAAGAAGUGCCAGACAAUGUGAAUUAAAAUCUCAAAUAAUAAGUAUAUACUCCAUUUUCUCAAAGAACUAUUUGAUUCAAUAUUCCUUUUUAUUUCUAUCGUCGGUCUUAUAUCAAUGUAUAAAGCGAUAUUAAAAUUUCCGUAUUAGUGAAUCAGUACGUUGGUCGAUCAUUUAGGAAUAACUUUACACGAGAAAGAACUAAAAAUAAAUAUAGAUAUAAAUACUUAGACAUAAAUGUUACUAUGAUACAUAUUGUAUAAAACAUCGAUUUCAUAUCCUUUGAUGGCUCAUCAACUUAAACAUCCACUGAUUAAUAAAAUUCUGAGAAAUUCUAGGUAUAAAGCUUUUUGAAUGAAACAUCCAUCAAUCUAUAGUUCAUGACAUUCCUUUAUAAAUUUUACAAAUAUUGCCUAUAAUUACUUAAAUUUUGAAGAAAUCACACAUCAUGUUUCCUAUUUAUAUUAAUACCAUUCUAAUUUAUAUUUGUAAAUAUUCUUAAUCCCUAAAAUAAUUAAACAAGAUUUUAUAGUUACAUACAACAUGCAAUUUUUAGAUUAACAAAAUUCACAGUUAGACACCUGCCUAUAAUAGAUAAAACAGUCUUUGUAAUACACGAUUCUCGAUUCAAUAAGAAUCAGAAGUAGUAUUAAAAAAAUGAUAUAUAAUUAGGCUAAUGAUGCUUUAAAAUGUUGUACAUGGAUAUUAAUCAUACGAUAUUAUGUGUGAUUUCUUGAAAAUAAUUACGUAUUUACAGAUAAUAUUUCUUUGAGUACUUUUACAUGAUUAACUAGAAAUUGAAUAAAAUCCCACUUAAAAAUCUAUACACCUAGGACUUCUCAUUUCGCAAAGAUUCGUUCAUACGAUCGCUCAGGUUUUUCUUCUCCUCCCAUCCUCUCUCUCCCUCUUUUUCUCUCUUUUUCUUUGAAGAUAACAGACAAGUCGAUCGGUGUAUCACAGGUACAAACGAUGCAACAGAAAUCGAGUAAUCGGACCGAAAAGAGGAAAAUGUCCGGUUCGCAUAAUUAGCAUUGUCGAUCGAUGUAUUCUAGUAGCCAUAACGUAGGCAGUGUUAUAAGGAAAAACUGCUUGUGAAUAGGGUGGCAUUUCAUUAUCGUUGCGUAUUUCUUAUUUUUACGUGGCGGAAUAAAAGAAAUGAAGACUCCGGAAGCUAUCUAUGGAAGACUAUAAUAAGAAAAUGCAAAAACAACACUUAUUACACUAGUAGUUCGAAAUGUUUCAAACACUUGCUUAAACUCGUUGAAAUAAUUUAAACUCGAAGAAAUAAAAUUAUAUUACAGAUAAUCUGCACAAAUAUUUCAUUUUUAAAAUUAAUGAACACAAUUAUAUUAUUGCUGAAAGUGAACGAUGAGUAAAGAAGAAUGUAAGUGAAUAAAGAAUUUUGUUCAGGUUCUUCAAGAAGUAUCCGGAGUCGGGUUUCCGUCAACGUUUUCUGGAAGAACGUCUACGUGAUAACGUAGACAAAAUAAAAUGCUUCAAAAUUUGAUUAAUUACACCCGCUGAUUUAUAUAUGUAAUGUACAGUAGAACUUCGACUUUAUUUGACCGUAUAAUAAACUCGAUUUUUGAUUAUUCAAACAUUUGAUCGAACUUUCGAUUACUCAAAUACGAAUUGGAUCGUAUUAUGAUGAUUACAUUGGGCUGACGAGCAUUAAAUAUUUUACUUUGAUAAGUUCUAUUAUAAUGCAAAUAGUCUUUAAUGUUAUACGCACUUAUACGAUUACUGCGUCAAAAAAUAAAAUCAGAAACUGUGAUAUGAGUAAUGACAUAAUCUGCUUUUAUAAUACAGCAUGAAGUAGAUAGUGAAUAAAAUAUAAUUACAAUGAGAUUGAAAAUUGCGUUUGAUUAAUCGAGAAGUCCAUCAACUUGACGAUAUUUCUCUGAUUAGUUUGCGUGAUCGAGGUUUUACUGUACUGUUUAAGCAUACCUGUUAUUCGACUUAUUCUAUACAAAUACAAAAAUUGUUACAUCCUCUCACGCAUUAAAAUGGCUUACUCGCUUAAAAGUUUCGCACUUAUGAUUUAUAAUCUAGCCUAAGACUGCGUACGAUAUUACGAAGCACGGCGUAAGAAAGUUCGAUGAAAGAACACCGAGACGUUUUACUCGACAACUAUAAUCACCACAUUUAUCGUAUAGCGGACGAGUGUAUAAUUCACGUACAACUUCAUUUAUGCAGAUUAAAUAUUGGAUCGACGUAAAAGUAAUAACGUA